AUGGCUGAACCUGAAUUCCCAACUUCCCUGGUCAGGGAACUGGUUAAGGAACUGGUCAGAGAGUUUGUCAGGCUACAGGUCAGGGAACUGGUUCGGGAACUGGUCAGGGAACUGGUCAGAGAGUUGGUCAGGCUACAAGUCAGGGAACUGGUUAAGGAACUGGUCAGGGAACUGGGCUACAAGGAACUAGACGGCCACAAGGAACUAGGUGACCAGGGCUACAAGGAACUAGACGGCCACAAGGAACUAGGUGACCAGUCCCUUGGCCACAAGGAACUAGGUGACCAGGGCCACAAGGAAAUAGGUGACCAGGGCCACAAGGAACUAGACAACCAGGACCUGAAGGAACUAGGUGACCAGGGCCACAAGGAACUAGGUGACCAGAGCCCAGAACUAGGUGACCAGGACCACAAGGAACUAGGUGAACAGGACCACAAGGAACUAGGUGAACAGGGCCACAAGGAACUAGAUGAACAGGGCCACAAGGAACUAGGUGACCAGGACCACAAUGAACUAGGUGACCAGGGCCACAAGGAACUAGAUGAACAGGGCCACAAGGAACUAGGUGACCAGGGCCACAAGGAACUAGGUGACCAGGGCCACAAGGAACUAGGUGACCAGGGCCACAAGGAACUAGGUGACCAGGGCCACAAGGAACUAUGUGACCAGGGCCACAAGGAACUAGGUGACCAGGGCCACAAGGAACUAGGUGACCAGGGCCUUGGCCACAAGGAACUAGGUGACCAGGGCCAAAAGGAACUAGGUGACCAGGGCCAAAAGGAACUAGGUGACCAGGGCUACAAGGAACUAGGUGACCAGGGCAACAAGGAACUAGGUGACCAGGGCCACAAGGAACUAGGUGACCAGGGCCACAAGGAACUAUGUGACCAGGGCCACGAACUAGGUGACCAGUGCCACAAGGAACUAGGUUACCAGGGCCCAGGUCACAAGGAACUAGGUGACCAGGGCCACAAGGAACUAGGUGACCAGGGCCACAAGGAACUAGGUGACCAGGGCCACAAGGAACUAGUUGACCAGGGGCCUGAACUAGGUGACCAGGGCCAAAAGGAACUAGGUGACCAGGGCCAAAAGGAACUAGGUGACCAGGGCUACAAGGAACUAGGUGACCAGGGCAACAAGGAACUAGGUGACCAGGGCCACAAGGAACUAGGUGACCAGGGCCACAAGGAACUAUGUGACCAGGGCCACAAGGAACUAGGUGACCAGGGCCACAAGGAACUAGGUGACCAGGGCCACAAGGAACUAGGUGACCAGGGCCAAAAGGAACUAGGUGACCAGGGCCAAAAGGAACUAGGUGACCAGGGCUACAAGGAACUAGGUGACCAGGGCAACAAGGAACUAGGUGACCAGGGCCACAAGGAACUAGGUGACCAGGGCCACAAGGAACUAUGUGACCAGGGCCACGAACUAGGUGACCAGUGCCACAAGGAACUAGGUGACCAGGGCCCAGGUCACAAGGAACUAGGUGACCAGGGCCACAAGGAACUAGGUGACCAGGGCCACAAGGAACUAGGUGACCAGGGCCACAAGGAACUAGUUGACCAGGGGCCUGAACUAGGUGACCAGGGCCAAAAGGAACUAGGUGACCAGGGCCAAAAGGAACUAGGUGACCAGGGCUACAAGGAACUAGGUGACCAGGGCAACAAGGAACUAGGUGACCAGGGCCACAAGGAACUAGGUGACCAGGGCCACAAGGAACUAUGUGACCAGGGCCACAAGGAACUAGGUGACCAGGGCCACAAGGAACUAGGUGACCAGGGCCUUGUAGGAACUAGGUGA
Molecule: messenger RNA, 1800 nt
Organism: Physella acuta
Lineage: Eukaryota; Metazoa; Mollusca; Gastropoda; Physidae
Product: sarcoplasmic reticulum histidine-rich calcium-binding protein-like
Source: RefSeq, a predicted model, not a curated record